Cajanus cajan (pigeon pea) is the source of this 2468-nucleotide messenger RNA. NCBI's taxonomy places the organism in Eukaryota, Viridiplantae, Streptophyta, Magnoliopsida, Fabales, Fabaceae. The record is from RefSeq and is a predicted model, not a curated record.
AAAAUCUUAUAACUGUUGCAUCGGUUUUGGUGUGUGUUUGGACUUGGAUGCAAGGCACACAUGGUGAGUACUUAAUUGGGGUUGGGAGCUAUGACAUGACUGGUCCUGCUGCUGAUGUGAACAUGAUGGGUUACGCAAACAUGGAACAGAACACAGCUGGUAUUCAUUUCAGGCUAAGAGCAAGGACUUUCAUUGUGGCUGAGAGCCUUCAAGGGCCUAGGUUUGUUUUUGUCAAUCUUGAUGCUGGAAUGGCAUCUCAGCUUCUUACUAUCAAGGUGCUUGAGAGACUUCAUUCAAGGUUUGGAAAUUUGUAUACCGAACAAAAUGUAGCCAUCAGUGGGACUCACACGCACGCUGGCCCUGGUGGUUACCUUCAAUAUGUGGUUUAUUCUGUGACCUCUCUGGGUUUUGUGGAACAAUCCUUUGAUGCCAUUGCUAAUGCCAUAGAACAAAGCAUUAUUCAAGCUCACAAUAACCUUAAGCCUGGUUCCAUUUUUAUGAAUAUAGGAGAUGUGAAGGACGCGGGUAUAAACAGGAGUCCGAGUGCAUAUCUGCAAAACCCUGCAGAGGAGAGAGCAAGAUAUCCCACUAAUGUUGACACACAAAUGACCCUUUUGAGGUUUAUGGAUGGAGCAAGUGGUAAAAGUAUUGGAGCAUUUAGCUGGUUUGCAACACAUGGUACCUCUAUGAGCAGAGACAACAAGCUAAUUAGCGGAGAUAACAAGGGUGUUGCUGCAAGACUUUUUGAGGAUUGGUUUGCUUCUCAAAAUAAAUCUUCAUCCUCAAACACCAAUUCCACAGAACCAGAUAUUAGACAACUAGUGAAAAUAGCACGAUCAAUUAAGCCUACAGGAGGAAAGGAUUGCAACCGAAAAGCAAGCCAAGCGUCCAAGGUGAGGAAGAAUGAUGGAUCCUUAUUUGUUGGAGCAUUUUGCCAAUCAAAUGUUGGAGAUGUGUCACCAAAUGUUUUAGGAGCAUUUUGCAUCGAUAAUGGAAAACCUUGUGACUUCAACCAUUCUUCAUGCAAUGGCAAUGACCAACUUUGUGUUGGCAGGGGACCCGGUUGUGGAAAAGGAAGUGCUUAUAAUUUUGCAUGGAGCAGAUACCCAGAUGAAAUAUUAAGCACAAAGAUCAUAGGUGAAAGGCAGUUCAAAACUGCUGUGGAACUGUUUGAGUCUGCUUCAGGGGAACUGGUAGGGAAAAUUGACUAUCGUCAUGUGUACCUGAACUUCACAGACAUUGAAGUUAAAUUGGAUAGCAACAAGGUGGUGAAAACUUGCCCUGCAGCACUUGGUCCUGGUUUUGCAGCAGGAACUACAGAUGGACCAGGUGCUUUUGGGUUUCAACAAGGUGAUACAGAGAUUAAUCCAUUUUGGAAGGGUUUGAGGGAUUUACUAAAAGAACCAAGUCAAUAUCAAGUGGAUUGCCAGAACCCAAAGCAAGUUUUGUUGAGCACUGGGGAAAUGUUUGAUCCUUAUCCUUGGGCGCCAGCAAUUCUUCCAAUUCAAAUCAUCAGAUUGGGCAAGUUGAUCAUUCUUUCUGUACCAGGAGAGUUUACAACAAUGGCUGGCAGAAGGCUAAGGGAGGCAGUGAAGGAGACAUUAAUAUCAAGCAGCAAUGGAGAAUUCAAUAAUGAGACACAUGUGGUUAUAGCAGGACUGACAAAUACUUACUCACAAUAUAUUGCUACUUUUGAAGAAUAUAAGCAGCAACGGUAUGAGGCUGCUUCAACAUUGUAUGGUCCUCACACAUUAUCAGCAUACAUCCAAGAAUUUAAGAAACUAGCACGAGCAAUGGUUGAAGGAAUUAACAUCCCUUUGAAAGGUCCUUCACCACCAGAUCUCUCAUCUGUACAAAUAAAACUCUUAUUGGGUCCCUUUGGAGACUCACCUCCAGAAGGAAUCAAAUUUGGUGACAUAAAGGAAGACAUAUCCUUUCCAAAGGAAGGCUAUUUUACGAAGGGAGACACAUCAUGUGCUACAUUCUGGAGUGCCAAUCCAAGAUAUGACCUUCUAACAGAAGGCACAUUUGCAGCAGUGGAGAGGCUUCAAGGGGAAAGAUGGAUUGCUGUGUAUGAUGAUGACGAUUUAAGCUUGUUUCUCAAGUGGAAAGUAGAUAAUAGUUCCUAUCAAGGCCUGGCUACCAUAGAAUGGGAAAUACCAAAUGAAGCAGUUUCUGGAGUAUACAGACUAAAACACUUUGGAGCAACAAGGGUCACCAUUUUGUCCCCUAUUAGUUACUUUGUUGGUGCUUCAAGUGCAUUUGCAGUGCAAUAAGAUAGGAGCCCUGUUUUAUUGAAAAUGUUUUAAUCAAAUACAAAAGAUCCAAUACUUUUCAUGUUGCAUAUUAUUCAAGGGCUAGGAAUACAUAACAAUGUACUCAUUUAUCCCUCCAAAUCACAUAUCAAAGACACUGUCCUUUACUCAAUAAAUCAAAAGCUUUAUUGAUGUCUUUAAACUCCACCUCAU